ACGCUAUCUAACUUGGCAUUUGCGACUCUGCGUCGGGGGAAACAUAGCGGCACAUCGAUGGACAAAAAUUGCGAUACUGAAUACUCGCGGAUAUCAUUUGCGAGGAAUAACGACUAUGCAAAAUCUCGAAAAGACCUCGGGAUGUUUCUAAAGAUAUCACGGGCUCUUUGUAUGUAUGUCACUUUUUACUUUGGGCGAACUAAUACCAUUGGUAUUGAGAUUGAAGAGUGUACCUAA
Periconia digitata is the source of this 237-nucleotide messenger RNA. Lineage: Eukaryota; Fungi; Ascomycota; Dothideomycetes; Pleosporales; Periconiaceae. The record is from the annotation of a GenBank genome assembly.